AUGGAAAAAGAACCAAAUGACAAAAUUAUUCUUAAAAACUUGGCUUUACGAAGUAUAGUUGGCGUCGACGCUUGGGAACGUGUAAAAUGUCAACCCAUUGUAGUAAACAUCACGGCAGAAAAGAGUAUUUCAAAAGCUGGCGAAACGGACGAACUUUCUCACACCACAAGCUAUUCUGAUAUGAAUAAGGCCAUUACAAAAUUCGUCGAGGAAUCGACUCACGAGUCGAUCGAGAUAUUGGCAGACGGAAUUUCAAAAAUCUGCUUGAGUAAGUUUAACGUACAAAAGGUCACGGUUCGUGUAGAGAAGCCCCGAGUAUUAUUACACGCAGCCUCUGCGGGUGUAGAGAUAACACGUACCGAGGAAUACAUUGAAGCUGUUUCUGCUAAUGACAGUCAAGAUAUCAUAUUUGUUAAGGAUCUGAAAUUAAGUACAAUAAUCGGCAUAAAUCCUUGGGAACGAGAAACAAAGCAAAUCGUAAUAUUGAACUUGACAAUUUACACCGAUUUUCGUAAUGCCGGUUCGCAACGUGAUUUUAGAACAAUUGUGAAGAAGAUAUCAGAGCACGUUGAAGAAUCGUCCUAUAAAACGGUAGAGGCGAUUUCUACUUCCAUUACAAGAAUUGCUAUUACACAAUGUGACGUUGAAAAGAUUACCGUUCGUGUAGAAAAACCAAGUGCAUUAACAUUUGUCGAAUCGGCUGGAAUCGAGAUCACCCGAAACUAUUCGUACUUUGCGAAAACCAUUUUAGACUUGCCAGAUGGAUAUGAACAUUUUGCUUUCAUUGGCCUAGGCUCGAAUAUGGGAGAUCGUUGCGCGAAUAUUAACGAGGCAUUGCGACAGAUAGAGGAAUCUUGCAAUUGUAAGAUAUUAGAUACUUCUUUUUUAUAUGAGACUUCACCAAUGUACAUCACUGACCAACCAAAAUUUUUGAAUGCUACAUGCAAGGUGGCGACAAAAAUAUCUCCAGAAGAACUACUCAAGAAAUUAAAAGAAAUUGAAUUUCUCAUGGGGAGAAUUAAAGUAAUUAAGAAUGGUCCAAGACUUGUUGAUUUAGAUAUUUUGUUUUAUGACGACCUUGAAUAUAACUCUGAAAUAUUAACAAUACCUCAUCCGUUAAUAUGUGAACGUGAAUUUGUCUUACGUCCUCUAUGCGACAUUGCGAGUAAGUUUAAACAUCCAAAGAACCUAAAUACAUGCGAUCAAUUACUUUCCCAAUAUCUAAAAUCUCCGAAUCAUGAUUCAAAAAAUACCGUGAAGAAGAUUUUACCAAUUCAUAGUUCUCAAUGGAUUUUAAAUUCUAGGACUUACAUCAUGGGAAUUCUUAAUGUAACUCCGGACAGUUUCAGUGACGGUGGAUUAUUUAAUAGUGUAGAAAGUGCAGUGGCACAUGCUGAAAAAUUGGCUUUAGAAGGAGCUGACAUCAUAGACAUUGGUGGCAUGUCCACUCGACCAAAUGCAGAUGAUAUUUCUGUUGAAGAAGAGAUCGCACGCGUCAUUCCGAUAAUAAAGGCGAUUCGCGCAAAAGGAAUAACCGAUACACCUAUCUCGAUUGAUACAUUUCGUUCUGUGAUCGCGGAAAAAGCCGUAGAGGCAGGUGCAAACAUAAUCAAUGAUAUUUCUGGAGGGAAAUUAGAUCCUGACAUGUAUCGUGUCAUGGCAAAAGCAAACGUUCCAGUAUGCCUUCAACAUAUGAGAGGUGACUCGAAAACAAUGGCAGAUUUAUCUAAUUAUGAUGACCUCAUAUCGGAUAUAUGCACGGAGUUACUCGAACGAGUACGAAAGGCCAUCAAAGCCGGUGUCAAACGAUGGAAUAUUAUCAUUGAUCCAGGUAUAGGAUUCUCUAAAAAUUUUGCCCAAAAUUUUCAAAUAUUAAGACGAUGUCACGAAUUGGUUGGCGAGGGAAGUCCACUCGAGGGAUUUCCGUGUUUGAUUGGUCCAUCACGAAAAGGAUUCAUCGGAAACGCGACGGGUCAACCUGAUGCCAAAAAACGUGGAUGGGGAACUGCUGCCGCAUGUAGUGCGGCGAUUGCAGGUGGCGUUGAUGUGUUGAGGGUGCAUGAUGUAAAAGAGAUAAUUGAUGUUGCUAAAGUUUCUGAUUGUAUUUGGAGGGAUCGAAACAAUUAA
Molecule: messenger RNA, 2127 nt
Organism: Acaulospora morrowiae
Lineage: Eukaryota; Fungi; Glomeromycota; Glomeromycetes; Diversisporales; Acaulosporaceae
Source: the annotation of a GenBank genome assembly